UCACCAUCUGAGUCUAUAAUUUGGGGUCUUUGGGUUGGGGUCAAGCGUCAAAUAGGGUAAAGAAAAUGGAAGAGCAGAAGAAUGAAGGGCAAAACCUUCCGAUGGUCAUAGCAGUGAAACACCAUCAAAGCAGCAGUAGUAGUAGAGGUAGAGUAGCUGCGGAACUUGCCAAUCACUUCAAUUACUUCCUCGCUGACUACUAUGAUAUCUACCCAUUUCUUGAAAAUUCUUUUGCCAAAUCCCAAGACCUUAAUGGUUUGUCCUUUAAAAUUCUGCAUGAUAUGGCCUCAACCCAAGUGAAUCUGAAGAUCGGAGUUGUCCUCAAUUACCCAUUCAUCAACGAGACGGUCAAGACCCACUUGGAACAAUUGUCGGAGCUGUCCGGUCACAACAUGAUCUUGAUUCAGUGCAGAUCCCCACAAGACAAAGAGAAUCAACAGCAGGCGACAGAGUCAGAGGUUAAACAGCAGGCGACAGAGUCAGAGGUUAGUGGUGUUCGAAAACUCACUGUUGAUCCCAUGAAUCUCUUCUUCCUGGAGGAACUGGUUUCUGCAAUUCUUCCAGCUGAAAAAGAGAGGCACUUGCAUGAGUUUCUCUUCUUCAGGGAUACCAAGAAGGAACAGAAACUCGUUUGCAAAAGCUGCAGAACUAGGACCUUGUCAGAGCCUAGCACCUCACCAGGGCCUAGCACCUUACCAGACCCUAGCACCUUGCCAGACCCUAGCAUCUCAUCAGGGCCUAGCUAUCAAUGUGUUGAAUGUGAUGAGUACAGCUUCCAUAAAAACUGCGCUGAGUCUGUAAAGGAUUCCGAGUAUCUUCGGAAAACAAACGAUUUAGAGUAUCUUCGGAGAAAGAAGCUUCCUAAUCUUAGUGGAAGGGACCGGCCUGAUUAUUAUCUAUUUCCUGAGAAGCAGAAGUGCGAGAAAUGUGAGGUUCGCAACCUUGAAAAUUGUCAUGAUUGCUUGCUCGAAACCAACAUUAAAGGCAAAUACCUGCCCAUCAUUCUCCAUCAUAAGAUGCAUGCACACCCUUUGAAUCUCAUCAUCAUGCCAAUCUCAUAUGGUUACGAGUAUGGAUGCUGUGGUUGCAGUGAAAUUGGCCAGUGUAUCAGCUACAGAUGUUUCGAUUGCAACUUUAAUCUUCAUGUGAGUUGCUGCUUUUUACCAGAAUCUUUCAAGCACAGAGCCCACCGACACAACCUCGUCAUCGCUAGUCAAUUUCAAGGGGAUUAUGUUAGGGAAGAAUACUUUUGUGAUAUUUGUAGGAAGGAGAGGAAUCCAGAGCAUUGGUCUUAUGUUUGUGAAGACUGCAAAUUUGUUGCUCAUGUUGCUUGUGCGCUAGAUCUGCCAAGUUCCUCCUAGAUGGAUGGGUGAAUCAAUGAAUGGGGGAAAGAUGAAGCUAUCACCUGUAAUCUUUUCAUCUUCGUUGGGAGCGUUGAAUUUUUAAUUUCUGAUUCCUCUGUACGGGAUAGUUUGCUUAAUUUUGUUGUUCUGUUUCUGUUAUGUUAUUGCAGUUCAAGUGUUCGAUCUUUUGUCUAAGUGAGAAAGGGCUUCUGUUGCCUUGUUGGUCUUUGUCUUUCCUAGUUGUUUUGGUCUGAUCGAAGUUAUGUAAACAAAAAAAAAGGCCUUAACUUGCAUCGUUUGUGUACUUGUUCUGUUGAUUAGUGUAUUCCCUUGUGCCAUAUUUGAAGUCUUCAACGCAGUGCAAUGCAAUGGAUAUAUCACAUCAAAUAUUUUCACAUGGUAUCCCAAUCAGCUGGAAAACAUUACUCUGCAUGUUUACAACAUACCUCGACAAGAAACCUCUGAUGUGGCAUCACAGAAAAGACGAAGCUAUAUCACCUAUGAUCCUUUCAUCUUCUUUGGGAGUGUUGAAUUCUUAAUUUAUGGUUCCUUUCAACGAGAUACGUUGCUUUGUUUUUGUUUUUUCUGUACAUUGGGACUUCACUGCUUGGCGUUAUAGGGAUUCGAACAAAUAGAUUGCUUAGUU
Molecule: messenger RNA, 1989 nt
Organism: Rubroshorea leprosula
Lineage: Eukaryota; Viridiplantae; Streptophyta; Magnoliopsida; Malvales; Dipterocarpaceae
Source: the annotation of a GenBank genome assembly